AUGUGUUAUCUUCUAUCUUUCUUUCAAUUGGAAUGUUCUCAUGAUAAAUUCGUUAUUUUCUUUCUGCUUAAUUUAAUUCUUUCUUUCUUUAAAUUUCUUUCAUUUAUUUCUUUCUUCUUUAUUUCAUUCUUUUUUCUUUCCAUUAGAAGUUCUCGUGAUUUAUUCGCCAUUUUCUUUCUGCUUAAUUUAAUAAUUUCUUUCUUUAAAUUUCCUUUUUCUGCUUCAUUUUUUUUCUUUUUCUUCUUUCAUUCACUUAUAUUUUUCUUUAUAAUUUUAAGUUCUCUAUAUAAUUUCAUCAAUUUUGUCCUGUUUCAUUUUACUUUCUUUCCUUUAAAAAUUUUCUUUCUUUUCUUUUUCUUUUUAUUAGCGUUUUGUCUUUAUAAUUUAAUCACUUUCUUUCUGUUUAAUGUAUUUUUCAUUCUGUUUAUUUGUUUCUUUCUUUCUUUCAUUCUUUCAUAUUUAUUUUUCACUCCUAUAUCUUAUGUCUUAAUUAUUUCUUUCUAUAUUUUGUCACUUUCUUUCUUUCUUUCUUUCUUUCUUUCUUUCUUUCUUUCUUUCUUUCUUUCUUUUACUUUCCCGUCCUUCAUUUCAUUUCUUUUUAUUCAUAUUUUUACUUCUUUGUUUUCAUUUCCAAUUUCUCAUUUACUCUGUUACUGCCUCUUUUUUUUUCAUUCACUCAUUAUUUUUAUCUUCCAUUUCCUCUUUUGUUCUUAG
Messenger RNA from Acanthosepion pharaonis, 714 nucleotides. The record is from the annotation of a GenBank genome assembly. Lineage: Eukaryota; Metazoa; Mollusca; Cephalopoda; Sepiida; Sepiidae.